Messenger RNA from Drosophila pseudoobscura, 382 nucleotides. RefSeq names its product ovomucoid-like. Bases 86 to 301 code for a protein of 71 amino acids. Gene Ontology annotation, molecular function: protein binding. NCBI's taxonomy places the organism in Eukaryota, Metazoa, Arthropoda, Insecta, Diptera, Drosophilidae. The transcript has a single exon. The record is from RefSeq and is a predicted model, not a curated record.
GCAAAGCCCCAGUCUUGUCUAACCAGUCGAGUGGAAGCGUUCUAAACACUAAACAACAAAAAAAACACAAAUCAUACAAUCAGCCAUGCGUUUCUUUGCUCUGAUCGCCCUCUGCCUGUUCGCCCUGCUGUCGCUCACCGUGGCCCAGGAGGCGGACUUCUGCCCGUGUCCCCGCAACUUUGAGCCCGUCUGCGGCUCGGACUCCAGGACCUACAGCAACAAGUGCGACCUGGAGUGCCAGGCCACCAAGGCCUCCCGUCAGGGCCGCAGCAUCACGCUCAUCAAAGAGGGAAGAUGCUGAGCACUCAAUAAUGACAUAACCAUAACCGAUUUAUGAUACAACAAAAAAUAAAUACGUGUCUAAUGUGACGUUUGUACAUGA